CACCAUUCAUCAUAACAACACUAGAGUUCUCCAAAAUCCACUUGCUAUCGUGAGAAGCGGUCUAGUGAGACUAAAGUGAAAUGGCUUCCUUAUGUAGACAAAUUAUUAGGGCAAAUUCCCUUAAAAGCACCCUUUUUUCAACAGCCCGAAGGGGAUUCGCAGACAAAAUGAUGCCCGAUCCUCUGGAGCAUGCCACUGGUUUGGAGAGGAAAGAAUUGUUGGCCAUGCAGGCGGGUAACGAUGAUCCUUUCAACAUGAAGGUGCUUAAGAAAGCCGCAGGAACCCGUGAGAACCCAACACUUGUGCCGUCUUGCUUUGACGCACGUAUUGUAGGAUGCAUAUGUGAAGAGCAUGCCACCGCAAUAAACUGGCUCUGGGUACACAAGGACCACCCCCGCCGCUGUGAAUGUGGACACUGGUACAAACUUAUUGAGAAGCAGCCCCUCUAAGCGUGUCUACUUACGAUUAGUUUUACUGUUAGUAGUCGUUAUUAUACUGCAAUAACUGCGCGUCUGCGUUAUUCCAAUGUUCCUGUAAAUAAGAUGCGUUAUAGGAACGAAAACGAUCAUAAUUAAAUAAUUGUAAGCCUUUAAAAGUGUUUCAUUCAAUCGUUACCUACUGCAGUGUUGUGUUGUUAACGGGAUUUAUUUUAUGUAGAUAAUUAAACAAUUAAAAUUAGA
Melitaea cinxia (Glanville fritillary) is the source of this 680-nucleotide messenger RNA. Its product is annotated as cytochrome c oxidase subunit 5B, mitochondrial-like. Bases 81 to 449 code for a protein of 122 amino acids. Gene Ontology annotation, biological process: mitochondrial electron transport, cytochrome c to oxygen. NCBI's taxonomy places the organism in Eukaryota, Metazoa, Arthropoda, Insecta, Lepidoptera, Nymphalidae. Gene Ontology annotation, cellular component: mitochondrial envelope. The record is from RefSeq and is a predicted model, not a curated record. The transcript has 4 exons.